This is a messenger RNA of Lathyrus oleraceus (garden pea), 825 nucleotides long. RefSeq lists its product as uncharacterized. NCBI's taxonomy places the organism in Eukaryota, Viridiplantae, Streptophyta, Magnoliopsida, Fabales, Fabaceae. The transcript has 2 exons. The record is from RefSeq and is a predicted model, not a curated record. Bases 116 to 733 code for a protein of 205 amino acids.
UCUCCAUUACUGCUACAGUCAAACUCAACGUACACAAUUCCGCAACUAUCACUUCUAGAAAAGCAAAACAAUAGAAUCACUUAAUCAAAAAAAGCACUUUUGUGUCCCGCUCCGAAUGUCAUCCAAGUCUCCUCUCCUCUUUCUACUGAGGAUGAGGAGGCACCACCACCGUCCCCACACUCUCACUCUCUUCUCUUCCACUUCUUCAUUUCACACUGAUUCCUCGUAUUACUUAACUCAAUUCCUACCUCUUUUCAAUCGAACCACCAAUUUCAAUCCACUUACAUUCAUCACCCCAAGAGAACGCCGAAUCAUAGCCCUCGGAUUAUCCACCAUCAUCAAAAACCGUCAAGGUUUCGUCUUAAAAGCUUUCUCCAUUCGUUUCUGCUCCUAUUUUCUAGUCAAAAUCAUGAAGCUUUUACACACUCGCGAAGCAUCUUUCGCUUUCUUCAAACUAGCAUUCGGAAAUUCCGAUUCCGAUGAAAUUCUUCAUUCAUGUUGCAUUUCCGCGCAUGUUUUAUCAGCUCAGAGUCGCAGCCUGCUUGCACAGGAUAUGGUUUCCUGGGUUUUUGGGAGGAUUGAGGCUGAGAGAAGUAAGGAGCUUGUUGGGUUUAUGUGGAAGAAUCACGCUCAAUAUGAAUCUGAUUUUUCUGUGUUGAAUACCCUAAUGAGGGGCUUUUUGAAUGUAGGGUCGGUGAUUAUGCUAGUGUGUGGAGGUUGUUUAAAGAUAUGAUUCGAAAAGGGCCUUUUCCUUCUGGUAUUACGUUUAAUACGAUGAUUUGUGGGUUUUGUGGACAGGGAAGGGUUGUUAUAGGGGAGAGUUUG